GAUGGUCACGUGUUGAUGGAUGCUGAGGAAGCGUCGACCAACCCCAGCCACCCUCUUCCUUCUCAACGACCAGACAUCCCCAGAUGAUGACAGAGAUGGGGAGCACGGAGAGGGAGCCGAGGGCCGACUUGGACAUUCUCCCCGAAAGGGGGGCCACCACAGCUCCUACACGCCCCCCACCAUGAGCCAGAUGCAGACCCUGGUGGAGCUCCACCUCCACGCCACGGAGGAGGAGGACGAGGAGGACCUCGAGGACGACGAUGACGACCGGAGCGCCGGCGGCGAAGACGACAACGGCGCCAGCGGCGGCGAUGGCCAUCCCGGCAGCCUCGUCCUCCACGUGCCCUCAGGUCCGCUCGCCCCCCACGGAGAAAAGGGGGGUGCCCGGGGGGGACUCCAAGGCGACGCAGGGGAGCCCACGCCCGGGACGACAGCCGAGCCGGAGGCCGGGAGCCCCCCAAGCGGCGGGGCCCAGGGAGAUUCCGUAGGCGCCAGCGGGGGCGGCUUCGGGGAAGGGAAGGAGCCGGGGAUUGCGGAGGAGGUCGCGAACGUGACCUUUGAACCCAGGAGAAGGGUCACGUGGGCCCACGGGCCGGGCGAGGCCGCUGGGGGCCCCCCUCACCUGGCCUCCCCCCCGAUCCCCACAGGGUGCCUGUGCUUCCCCUGUCUGCCGCUGGCGCCUGUAGGCGACACGAUCGGCGUGCCGGAGGCGGCGGCGACGACGACGGAGCCGGACGCUGGAGCCAAACCCCCGAGCGUCGCUCCGGGUCCCCGGCAAGACGAGAGCCACGUGAGCCACGUGACCCACGUGACCCACGCCGACGCUCAGCGGGCAGUGGAGGGCUGCUCCCGCUCGGACUCCGAGCCCGGCGCAGGUCAAGACGGAGAGGCCGGGGCGCUGGCGGGCACCGACGCAGACGAGCGGUCAGCCGGCGGGCCCGACGGCCAGCCGCGCAUCAAGGCGCACGUCCAGUUCGUCGGGUCAGCUGCCGAGGCAGGCAUCCAAUUCGACGUCCGGUCAGCCGCUAAGCCAGACGCAGAGUCGGCGACUGAGCCAGGCGCACAGUCGGGCGCUCACGUAGAUGCUCACGUAGUCACGGAGGUUGGCACUGGGCCGACUGUGAACUGAAUGCUCGGGGGGGGGGGGGGGGGGAGGUUCUGGGUUGGGGUGAAACGGAUCUGUGAAGCUCGUACAGCGCCGUGGUGCUGCCAGAGGGGCAAUGGUUUAGCUGCCGUCGUCUUGGGAAUCCGAUUGCUCGAUCGUGCGGAUGAGUUUGACCUCUGUUGGGUGUGACGGGAGGGUGAAGACCCCACGGGGUAGGAGGUGGCGGCGGGGGGAGGGGGUUCCAGGUGCCUGUGAUGCGUUGCGGGAGAUGGAACGAUUCCGUUUGAGGUGGAACGUUUUAGCUCCCCGCUCAUGACCUCCCCCCCCCCCCCCACCGUUUUCCCGUUGCCAGCGUCGGGCGUUUGCGAUGAAAAUGUCUCCAUUUAAAAAGAAAAUGUGGUUUGAUUUUUAGUUACAUUUUCAUCUCUCUCUUCUCUGUAAGCAUUCGGUGGUAAUUUCAGCGGCCCCUUUGCUUCCGCAGGUGUCUCGUGAUCCCCAUGACACAAUGAAAAUUAAUGAUCAUCAUGGUCCGGUACGUUUGGUGUUAGUCUGCCCAGUAAGCACGGGCGAUGUCGCUGAGCGGCUUUUACCCCACCGAUCCAUUUGCGCUCGACGCCUUCUCGCAUUUGGCGAUUUUUUUUCUUGCUGUAGGCCGUGACGCCGGCACACAAUGGCCUACCCCUGGUUCCCGUGGCGUGCUGACAUCGGCAUGACGGCUCCUUCGGCAUUCACGACCAUCGCGGCAGACAGGCGCGAGUUUGCGUGCUCGAUUAGACCCACCCCCACGCUUCGCCACGGAAUUAACCGGGGCGGCCGCCGGGAUUCGAACUGCGAACGUCCGGUCCGUUCUGGGCCGAACAAGGGGACAGCGCGAACGACCAAUUUUUUAGUUUUUGGUUUUUAUGCUUCGCAGGAAACGCUUGUGAUUUGCGCGCCCCCCCCCCCCCAUCCCGUCGCCCCCCGCUCUUUCUUUGCGCACCGCUGGUCAAUACGGUCCCGUCCGUCACCCCGACGUUGGGUUUGGGUUUCGGUCGGAUCGGAUCAGACGCAAGAAGUGCGAGAAUGGAUCGCUGCGUUCGCGAGACCGCCAGGGGACGGCGGAUAGGGGUAGAGUUAGGGGUAGACUCGUUAGGGGCAGGGUUAGAGGGUCGACUCAUUAGGGAUAGACUCGUUAGGGAUGGGGUUCGGGUUAGACUCGUUAGGAGCAGAAUUAGGGGGUAUACUCAUUAGGGAUAGACUCGUUAGGGGCAGUGUUCGGGGUAGACUCGUUAGGGACAGGAUUAGAGGGUAGUCUCAUUAGGGGUAGACUCGUUAGGGGCAGUGUUCGGGGUAGACUCGUUAGGGGCAGGGUUAGAGGGUAGACUCAUUAGGGGUAGACUCGUUAGGGGCAGUGUUCGGGGUAGACUCGUUAGGGACAGGAUUAGAGGGUAGUCUCAUUAGGGGUAGACUCGUUAGGGGCAGUGUUCGGGGUAGACUCGUUAGGGGCAGGGUUAGAGGGUAGACUCAUUAGGGAUAGACUCGUUAGGGGCAGUGUUCGGGGUAGACUCGUUAGGGGCAGGGUUAGGGGGUAGACUCAUUAGGGAUAGACUCGUUAGGGGCAGUGUUCGGGGUAGACUCGUUAGGGGCAGGGUUAGGGGGUAGACUCAUUAGGGAUAGACUCGUUAGGGGCAGGGUUUUGGGUAGUCUCAUUAAGGGGUAGACUCGUUAGGGGCAGUGUUUGGGGUAGACUCGUUAGGGCUCGGGCGAGACUCGUUGUAUUCUAAUCGGACACGACAGAGCGACAGUCUCGCGCCGAAUGCCUCCGCAUAUUUAAUCUCUGUUGCCAUAGCCACGUGACACAAGGCACGCAAAGCAGACCCAGUGCUGUCUGCUACUAACCACCACCACUACCAUUACCACCACCACCAUCACUGCCUUCACCACAACCAUCAUCAUCCUCAUCAUAAUAAUCACUACCACCACCGUCACUACCUUCACCACCAACAUCACCAUCAUUGUAACCAUCACCGUAGCUUUCACAAACCAUCUCUCAUGUCACGGUAACUAGAGGAGUAGUAACAACAACAAUGAUUAUCAUCAGAAUGCUCUUUAUUUACCCAAGAAAUCAUGGGUCUCAAGAAUCGUCACUGUUCAGGAAGGGUGCUGCUAAAUUCAGUGAGCCUUACCUGGUCAAAUAAAAAAGAGUCAAUGUUGACUUAAAACUUUCGUGACUGCAGGAAUUCAUAUUCUUGGUUCUUUCGGUAAAGUCACGUAGAUAGAAAAAUAAUAAUAAAGUGAAUAAAAAUAACAAUAAUACAAUAAAAUACAAAUUAAAUUUUUAUUUUAUAAAAAUGUCAAAUAUACUUUUUUCACUUUUUUUAUUUUUCUAUCUACGUAACUUAGUUAAAUUGGACCCAAAUGUUUGGCCAAUUCAGCCACGUUGGUGGCCAAAGCAUACAAAUUGAACCGUGCAAGUUAAUGAAAAAGAAGAUAUAUAAAUAAACCUACCCUUGUCAUCGUGACUGCGACACACACGUGUCAAGAGAGGACACGCACGAGCUAGCAGACAAGGGCGUAGCCCUUACUCACUAAACAUGGCCCAACGUUGGCCCAACGUUGACCCAACGUUGACCCAACGUUGGCGUCGUAUUGGGCCUCCUCCGCGUUCUGCCUUCCUCGAUGUUUGCGGCCCACUCGUCGUAACUAACCGCCGCUUUGACGAGCGCUUUUCAAAACAACUCUUUAAUUUUCGAUUUAUAAUAAUUUUGUUAUUUUAUUUUAUUAUAUUAUUUUAUUAUGUUUUAUGUUUAUUAUUUUAUUAUUUCCCUUCUACGUGACUCUUUAAUUUUCGAUUUAAAGCUUUCGUGACUGCAGGGAUUCAUCUUCUUGGUUCUUUCGGUAAAGUCACGUAGAAUGGAAAUAAUAAAAUAAUAAAAAUAAAACAAUUAAAUAAUUCUCACGACGUUUCGGCCACAACGCAAGCAGCCGUCCUCAGGUGGAGAACAGGUCUGUCGAGAAGACAGUCUUUAAUUGUUAACGGAGGUUUUUUUAAAUGUCCUCAUUACUCCCAAGUGGCUGUCAUGGCAAAGGCAGUGAGGUGGGUGGUGGGGGGGGGGGGAUGGGGCGGGGGGAGGCACUUGAAUUUUCUCUUUUGUGAGUUCCCGUAACCUUUCCCUAACAUCUCGGAAAAUUGAAUUCAAGCGGAGACACCGACCCCUCGGAACCCGCGGCCCCUCGAUGGGGCCGGUUCGGCGGAGUGGGGGGUGGGGUGGGGGGCACAAUCGCCCCCCCCUCCCCACUCCUCCUCCCCCAAGAGAUAAUUCGUUGCAAGUAACAAUUAGAGCUUUGGAACGUGCACGUAAUGAUCAAUAUAUUUUGACUUAAAACGUUCGUGACUGCAGGAAUUCAUAUUCUUUGGUUCUUUCGGUACAGUCACGUAGAUAGAAAAUAAAAGAAAAAAUGUUGAAAAAUAUUUUUUAUUAAAUAAAAAUAUUGAAAAAUAUUUUUUCUAUUUGAUUGAUUUUCUUUGUAUUCUUUGGUUCUUUCGGUAAAGACAAGUCGAUAGAUAAAAUUACAAAUAUUUUUAAUUUCAUUUUAAAUGUAUUUUUAUUUAAAAUAUUAAAAAUGUCAUUUUAAAUGUAUUUUUAUUAAAAAUAUUAAACAUUUCAUUUUUUAUUUAUUUAAAUUUGUAUUCUUAUUUUCUAUCUACGUGACCUUGCCGAAAGGACCAAAGAAUACAAAGAAAAUUAAUACAUCGCGUUCACACACCUGACCGUGAAUGCGGUGAGGGUCACCUUGUCCAUCGAAGAAAUGCCCCCGUGUCGCGGUGGCGCGAUUGGUCCCCGAACCGGCGGCGUUCAAUUCCACAUUAGCCAAGACGGUGCACCAGUCCUUCCCAAAUAAAUAAUAAAAACACGACGCUUGAUGUCCGCUGUCCGCUGUGUGUGCUUUCAUUUGGGAGUUGUGCCCACCGCGUGCUCUUCGGCACGACGUCGCGGCAACUUCGCUGCACGCGCCGGAGGAGGUUCCACUUCAGAGGGGCUUCUGGGGGGAGAACUGCCGGUGACGUGGGGCGAAACGUCGAACCCCAAAACGCACCGGAGAGCAACAGCAGCAGCAGCAGCACAAGUGCGAAAUGAUGAUCUCCUGUCCAGCGGAGCAGUCUCGCCAGGAGUUGUACAUUCGCGUGACGAUGCAGCGAUGAUGAUGACGAUGGCGAUGAUGGAUUAUUUCCUCGGGCAAUAUUGUGUGGUGGUGGUGGCGGUGAUGGUUGUCUUAAUGGUCGUGCUGGUGACGAUGGUGGUGGUAACGCAGCUGCUGUUGCUUGCUGCUGCUCGCGGUGGUGAUGGUGACAACUGCUGCCAUUGCUGCUGUUGCGACUGCUGGUGGUGGUGGUGUCAGUCACCAUGGUGGCGCUAGUAAUGAUGGCGCUGGUGAUGAUGAGGCUGUUGUUGCCUCUGUUGCUGCUGCUGAUGGUGUUGACGAUCGUGGUGGUGGUGGUGGUAAUGAUGUAAGUGGCAAUGAUGGUGGGUGUGAUGAUGAUGAUGAUGGUGGUGGAUGGUAAUGCUUCUGUUGCUGCGGCUUCUACUGCCGAUGAUUAUAAUGACCCUGGGGGGGUGGGGGGGGGGUAUACAGGGUGCUGCAAAUGACCCCUUAGCCCAAGUUGUGCCUAAAACAAGUCGCACUGUCUCGAUUUGAAGCUUUCGUGACUUCAGGGAUUCAUCUUCUUGGUUCUUUCGGUAAAGUCACAUGGAAGGGAAGUAAUAAAAUAAUAAAAAUAAAACAUAUUAAAUUAAUUAAAUUUCGAUUUAAAGCUUUCGUGACUGCAGGGAUUCAUCUUCUUGGUUCUUUCGGUAAAGUCACGUAGAAUGGAAAUAAUAAAAUAAUAAAAAUUAAACAUACUAAAGUAUUUUUAUAUAAAAAUUUUACUUUAUUACAUUUUAUUUUUAUGACUUUAUUAUAUUUUAUAAAAAAAAUAAAACAUAAUAAAGUAUUUUAUAUAAAAAAUAAAACUUUCUUAUGUUUUAUUUUUAAUAUUUUAUUAUUUCCAUUCUACGUGACUUUACCGAAAGAACCAAGAAGAUGAAUCCCACUGUUUGAGAUCUGCUUCUUCUUCUUCUCAUCUCGCACGGCUGACGUGGACGCAGAGCGACGACUUACGAUGUCACAUUUCGGUUGGUCAAGAGCCAGACAACGGGUAUCCGGAGCAAGUGGAGGUGUAUCGCUGUGAUGUCUGCUUCGUACUGGAUCGCCUCCAGUAUUAACACAGAUUCCUAUGAUCCUGUACUGGCGGUGGUGGCGUUUCGUGACCGGGCGGGUUAAGGGUUUAAUCAUAACAAUUUAAGUAUUGCUUCUGUAUAGGGAAUUCAUGCGCGUGUGGUUUUGUUGUUGCCUAGGUUUGCUGUUCGUUCGGGAGUUUGUUUGACUUUUGUUCACGUACCAGCUCUCGUUUAAUGUCACAAGCCACACUCCACCCCACCCACCCCACUCCCCGUUCUGUAUUCUGUCAGGCAAACGAGGUGGGAGUGGAGGCAACCUCCCCCCCCAUCCCCCUGUCGUGUUUUUCUUUUGCUUGUUGUAAACAUGUUGGGAGUAUUUGGGAGUACAUUCCAGCCGCUGUUAAAAAUACUAGAUAAAGGCGCGCUGUGUGACUGCC
This is a messenger RNA of Lethenteron reissneri (Far Eastern brook lamprey), 6740 nucleotides long. Its product is annotated as collagen alpha-1(I) chain-like. Gene Ontology annotation, cellular component: cytoplasm. NCBI's taxonomy places the organism in Eukaryota, Metazoa, Chordata, Hyperoartia, Petromyzontiformes, Petromyzontidae. Gene Ontology annotation, molecular function: protein phosphatase inhibitor activity. The record is from RefSeq and is a predicted model, not a curated record. Gene Ontology annotation, biological process: intracellular signal transduction.